AUGGGACUUGCUCGCAAUGUCAUCGGCAUUAUCGGCAAUGUCAUCUCUUUUGGCCUCUUUCUUUCGCCAGUACCAACUUUCUAUCGGAUCUAUAAGAAGAAGGCAGUGGAGGAGUUUCAGGCGAUCCCAUACUUGGUCACAGUCAUGAACUGCAUCGCUUGGUGUUUCUAUGGCCUCCCCUUUGUUAAAAAGGACAACAUUUUAGUGUUGACCAUCAACGCCUUCGGUCUUGUCGUUGAAUUGACGUACCUAACCAUUUAUGUCAUUUAUGCCAAUGAUCGGAAGAAGAGGCUUACUGUUGCCUAUGUCCUCCUUGGUGAAGCGGCAUUGACAGUAGUCAUUGCUCUGGUGGCAAUGCUGGCCUUUCACGGCAGCCACAGAACUCUUUUCGUUGGAGUUAUAUCUGAUAUUUUCAACAUCUUUAUGUACGCCUCACCUCUGGCCAUCUGGAGAAAAGUGAUCACAACAAAGAGUGUGGAGUACAUGCCCUUUUGGCUCUCAUUGGCUGGAUUCUCUAAUGGUGUCUGCUGGACCAUUUAUGGCCUCCUUCCACCUGACAUCUUCAUCCUGGUAUCGAAUGGACUAGGAGCAAUCUUUGGGUUUAUGCAGCUGGUUUUAUAUGGAUACUAUUACUUCAAAGGGAAGGACAGUAAAAAGGACAAAAGGCAAGCAGCAGAGGUUCAGCUCUCUAAUCAGCCUGCUGGAGUUGUCUGAUUUAUC
This is a messenger RNA of Hibiscus syriacus, 720 nucleotides long. RefSeq names its product bidirectional sugar transporter SWEET7-like. Bases 1 to 714 code for a protein of 237 amino acids. The transcript has 8 exons. The record is from RefSeq and is a predicted model, not a curated record. Gene Ontology annotation, biological process: carbohydrate transport. NCBI's taxonomy places the organism in Eukaryota, Viridiplantae, Streptophyta, Magnoliopsida, Malvales, Malvaceae. Gene Ontology annotation, molecular function: sugar transmembrane transporter activity. Gene Ontology annotation, cellular component: membrane.